AAACCAUAGCAACAUUGAUCUCAUCAAACGUCAAAAAAUAGUCAAUUUUUCUGAUAAAAAAAAGCUAAUUUAUUGCAAAAAUAAAGUGAACAGGACACUGAAAUUGUGAAACACAUACUCAAAAUCGCGUGACAAAGUGAAAUUAUUAAUAUUCAGUGACACAAAACGACUGUGAAGUGUUAAAAUGACCCCGAUUUGCUGAUACAGUUCCAUUGACUGUAAAUAGCUGGUAAUCAUGGCGUCGGUGUGGAAGCGGCUGCAGCGCGUGAACAAGCGCGCGGCGAAGUUCCAGUACACCGCGUCGUACCACCGCGUUGAUCUCGAGACCACGCCUAAAUGGAAACCUAACAAGCUAAGCGUGGUGUGGACUCGGAGGUCUAGGCGCGUCGUGACCGACCCGCUCGAGUGGGAACCCUCACUUAAAGAUCCUCUCAAGGGUUCAGUGAUAUACCCGGUGCCCGAGAACCGCACGGUCGCCGUCACGCUGUUCAAGGACUCGCGCACCAACGAGCUCGAGGACAAGGACUGGACCUUCGUGCUUGAAGAUGUGUCGGUGACGGGCAAGCGUCGGCGCCUGGCGCUGUGCUGCAUCAACAUGCGCAAGUACGCGAGCCUGGAGCCGUCGCAGCGCGGCCUCACGCUCACGCUGGAGCCCGUCAGCCACAAGAUCGCCGCCGCCACGCUCACGCUCACGCUGCACUGCGUGCUGCUCAGGGAGGGGCAGGCCACAGACGAAGACAUGCAGUCCCUAGCCAGCUUGCUGUCAGUCAACAACAACUCCGACAUCGCCGUGCUGGAGGACCUGGACGAGGAUGACUGCACGUUCUCUGAUAACUCUACUAGACAGAUGCUGAACCUGCGCCAACAAGUGGAAGAGAUGACCCAAAGUUUAACAAACAGUGACGUGGCAGCCACCCCAAACAGCGUCCAAAGCCUCAACUUCGACAACUCCCGCACGCCCACAGCACCCAUGUCACCGGAAGCCGCCUCCACACCAGUACCGGAAGACCCCCCGCCCACCCUCACCAACUUCACCAACAUAAACUACACCAAUUACAUCAAACCCGAGCCGAAGCCGCCGCAAAUCGACACCAGUUUGGAUUUAAAGCCGAUCGUGUUCAAGCCGAAGACUAUCGCGAAGAGGAAUCUGAAGCCUUUGGAGUUGAAGACCAAUUUGAAUGAUAUCAAUCUGGAUAGGAAUGAUGAGAUGGAUGAUGACAGUGAUAAAACUCCGACGGCUGAUAUGGAGCGGCUGUUCCCGGGCAAGAUCGAUAAAGACAAGACGCCGGUGCAGGACCUGCUGGAAUGGUGUCAGUCGGUGACGCGAGAGUACAAGUCGUGUCGCGUCACCAACCUCACCACCAGCUUCCGCUCCGGUCUCGCCUUCUGCGCCAUCAUACAUCGCUUCCGGCCUGAUCUCAUCGACUUCUCGGGCCUGCAGCCGGACGAGGCGGAGACGAACCUGCGCACGGCGCUGGAGGCGAGCGGCACGCUGGGCAUCCCGCAGGUGCUCACCGCCGCCGACGUGUGCGCGCGCGCCGCGCCCGACAAGCUCGCCAUAAUGACUUACCUGUUCCAACUGCGCGCGCAUUUCACGGGGAGCGAACUUCAGGUCGAACAGUUGGGUAACGACGAGACGGAGUCGUCGUACCUAGUGGGCCGGCACGACACGGACUGCUCGCUGCCGCCGGAGCUGUUCAGCCGCGAGGUCAGCGCGCGCCGCUCCCGCGCCGACCGCACCCAACACGCCCCGCGACCCGCCUCUUCUGAAUCCCAAGACAUCCGUCUCUCUCAAACCGCCCCGGUCGUGCCUCCCAAUGGGUCCCCAGCCCGGGAUGUUCGCGGUCUCCUACUGCACCAGUCCAAGGCUCUGCUGGGCAAGGUGCUGUCUCCAGCGAGAGAUCCGCGCCCAUCCGCCAAGUGGUUUGCUGAUCCUCUGAAAUUGAACGAGCCGCCUCCCGCCCGCCCAGAGAAGUUGAUGACCCGCAAGGAGCUGACGGACCCGUUCGGCUCUGAUGAUGAAGAGGACCCGCCGCCUGAAACUCAGAACCAACAACAACAGAACGUCGUACAACAGAAUGUACAACAACAGAAUCAACAAGUCGUGCAGAACAACGGGAACGUCGAACCCGAGAAAGAAGAACAAAAGCCACCGACAAUCGAGCCGGCAAUAACAGACCCUCUGACGCAGCCGGAAGAGCGCGUAGAAGAGCAAACACAAGAAUUACCAAAGCCGGCGCCGCAAUUGAUAUCGCGGCACGACGAGUUGAAAGAGCGAGCGAGACAGCUGCUCGAGGCUACUAAGAGGGAAGCGAGAGAGAAAGAGAGAAUUAGAAAACAGAAUUCAAAAGAGGAAGCCAAAGUAGAGGCCGUAAACGGUGUUAGGAAUGGAGAUGCAAGCCCUAAAAAGCCGAUGACAGAGGAGGAGCGACAGGCGAUGUUGCGCGAGAGAGCGAGAAAGCUGAUCGCAGACGCGAGAGCUGGGAUUGUCAGUCCGACGUCGCCGCUGUCCCCGUCCCGCUCGUCCCGCGGCGGCACCGUCGAGAUCAUCAGCAAGCAGUCCGUCAUGGAGGAGCUGGCUGCUGCGGGUGGCGUGGAGCAGCUGGAUGCCCUGCUAUCCCGGACGGACUCCAUACCGUCGAGUCCUGGCUCCAGGAAGGGCUCCGUCAGUCCCGACAGAUCUGAGGAGCCUCACAGCGAGGACACGAAGAGCGUGAAGAGUGUGUCGCCCACACGAGACGACAGCAGGCGCUCGCCGCUGCACUCCUUCUCCGCGCUCGUCGACAGGCUCACGCCCGACAAGGACCUUGGAGACGAGGGCGGCGCGUGCUCGUACCUGGCGGGCGAGCUGGCGGCGCUGGAGCGCGAGCAGCGCGCCGUGGACGCGCGCGCCAAGACGCUGGAGACCAGGCUGCGCGCCGUCAUGGACGCCGGCCGCGACCCGCACGAGGAAGACCGACUUAUGUCCCAGUGGUUCAACUUGGUGAACAAGAAGAACGCACUCCUGCGCAGGCAGAUGCAACUUAACAUACUUGAACAAGAAGAAGAUCUAAGUCGUCGUUGCGAGCUGCUCGCCCGCGAGCUGCGACUGUCGCUCGGCGUCGACGAGUGGCGGAAAACGCCCGGACAGAAGAGAAGGGAGAGGUUGCUGUUGCAGGAACUCCUGUCCGCUGUUAACGAGAGAGACAGACUCGUUCAAGAGAUGGACGAGCAAGAGAGAGCGAUAGCAGACGACGACGAGAUCGAGAGAAACCUCUCUCAAGUGGAAAUACAGAGAAAAAACAACUGCAUACUGCAAUAAGACAAACUUUCGAAACGAAAUCAAAUGCUGCAUCGUUAAUGAUAAAGUUUAUGCAAAAACCAUAUAUUUGCCCGUGAUAAAGUUUGAGUUGUGUUUACAAAAGUGCUACGUAUUAUGUCUACAGCGAAUAAGGUGAAGUUUUUACGUAAGUAAAGCCAUUUUUUCUCAGUAUACAGUUCGGGUAUACAUUUUUAUUAAUAUACUAUGGGUACUAAAAUGUAUUGAAAUUAUGUAUUCCUAUUUAGGCAUAAAAUUAUUAUCUUUUUGAUCUUAAAUUGACAUGAAACUAUUGUGGUAUAUUUAAAGUCCAGACAAAUUGAGUGAUAAGUAAACUCGUUAUUUAUAGUUUUUUGUCCCAUUCUUUCAGGAAAUUAUGUAAGAGUAAAAGAGAAAAAAAUCGAUAAAAAUAGUGGAUUUCGUUUUUUCUUGUAUAUUGUAUAAUUAUCAUUACGAUAAAUUGAUAACAUCUCUACAUUUCCAUAUUUAUUUUGGAUGAUCAUAAAUUAAGACGACUUUUUACCGUCAAAUUACUCAUUCGUUCAUUGGUAAGUGAAAAUAUUUGUGCGUAGUAAAUAUAUAAAACAAAUUGCCCUUUAUUUUUUUUUGUCUGGACUUUAAAUGCAAUAAUUUUGCAUGACGUAGUUUGUACCUACCAAUGUAACGUACGGACGAAAUAUAUCUGUAUACAUUAUAAUGAAUUUAACAAUUGACUGGAGCAAAUUAUUAAUUGUAAUUUAUAUAUUGGAAGUGACUCGUUUAUAAAAUUAUUUAUUUUAGUAAAUUGUGGAGUGUGUAAGGCUUUUUAAUUUAAUCCAAUUGUUUGAUGAGAUUCCAUAUUCGCUAUAAAAAAAAAAUUAUAUGUACGUAUCGGCGUACCCAGCAUUUAGCCCACGGGUGGGCAGGGGGCUAAAUCCCAGUUUUGGUCGGUGUAGGGCAAAUCAUGAAAUUUUAUAAGUAAUUCUAACGAUUCAAUUUAGCACAUAUAACUGUGCGUAGGCAAAGAUUGAGGAGUCAGGAGAGGCAGCUGGACUCCUCUGUACUCCCCUGGGUGCGCCCAUGUGUCUCAGAAAUAUCUUUAAUGAAUUGUACUCGCUGCUGGUCUCCCCUUUUGAAGGUACAAGCGUGAGGAUAUGUGUAGAAUUUAGGCAUUAUAGGAUUUAGACAUUUUUUUUUAUUUUUGCGAAACUUGAGAUUUAUUUUUAGAAUGAAAUUUACAUUUUAGUUGAUUUGUAAAAAAAAAUACACGACGUAUUUCCCAACUUGUAUCGCUUUUAUAUUUUUAUUUUAUAACAACGGCUAUUGUGACAUUUCAUUAUAAUAAAACCAUGUAUUAAUAGUUGAUUGAAAUAUUGAUUGUUUUUAUUAUUUGAUUAAAUUAAAAAUGCCUUAAAAAUAAUGUGCUUUAAAAUAUUGUCGCAUCCAGACGCUUACUGUCAUUAUAAUUUCUAAUUUACGAAAAAAGAGAAAAAUGAUUAAAAAAUAAAAUUGAACACAAAAAUAAAUAUGAGGUUUUUUGUAAGCGUUUUUUCCAAAAUCGCUAAAAACUUGCUUACAAUAAUCACAAUAUAAAAGGAAAAAAUAAAAAUGUAUAGUCAUGUAAAGAUGUGAACAACUUAAGGAUAGCCAACUUCAAUAACAUAAAUAAAUAAGUGGUAUAUUAAUUAUGUUGGGUACACACUUGGUUAUGUUGAUUACAGAAAUGUUGUGAAAUAUUCAGUGGUGACUCACAUGAAUCACUUUAGGUGUAGUGCCAUUUUGGUAUCGCACUGAAUACUUUUUAAGAGAAUUUCACAAAUAAAUUAAAAAAAUCACGGAAUCAACCUAUUUCAAACUAAUGCCUAUUUCGAUGGCUCCUAAGUAAACUAUUGUAUCUGAAAAAAUAGGUGAUAUUCACUUUUUUAACAUUUCGUUAUCUUGAUACUGUUUACUAAGUAAUCCAGCAGGUUUGUAAAUGAUUUUAUUGAAGAUUUUUUCAGUUUAUUAACUUUUGAAUUAAAUGGGUUUGGUAGUAAACAGUAUCUUAAUAAUGAAACUAUAAAAAGUGAGUAUAGCUAUUUUUUCAGAUAAGAUAGUUUACUUAGAAGGCAUCGAUUUAUGUUAUUGAAGUUGACUAAACAAGUGGCAGUGAUGCCACAUCGCGAGCGGCGGAUAAUACUCAUUACAUUGUUUCCUACAAUUAUUUUUUAUACAUAGAGUAGUUUAGCAUUUUAUCUUUGUACUAUAGUCGCGUUGCUCGAUAUUGUAAUAAUCGAUAUCGAUCGGAAGUUAUAAUCAAUUGUCAUGUUAGUUUUUAAUAUGCUUGUUCAUUUGGUGUUAGGUUUUAUUCGAUAUUUCGAAUGAUUUGAUAAAACGUAUUGUGAAAGUCUACUUCGAUUAAUAAAUCGAUUAUAAUUAUAUCGAUCGAUAUCGACACACCAUAUAGUAUAAGAAUUUGCCAUAAAUUAUUGCUUUUUAACAAAAUAAAUUUAUAGAAAACCACUAUGUCAAAACCCUGCUUAUAUUUAAUAAGUCAUCGGUCAACUCAGACCAAUUUAGUCACUAUGUCAAAGGUAUAAAGUGUAAAGUUACUUGGUUCUUUAAAUCCCAAUGAAUAAAUAGCAUUGUACUUACCACAAGGUGUAUUUUAACGUCAGAAUAAAGAAAUUGAUGUCUAUCGUGUGUAAAAUAGAACUUAGUGACUUUAUCUUUAACUGCGUAAGAUAUUUAACUGAGUCUUUCGCACUAUUUCAGACGGCUUAUGAGUCACCGGUGAUACCAAAUUUAAUUAUUGCCGAUCUGAUAUAAAAUAGUAUAUUUAUAGUAUCAAAAUUUUUAAGCAAUUCAAGUUCAUGAGUCACCGGUGAUCCAUAAUUUGUAACGGCCAGAUUCUAUUACCCGACUUCGUUCCAGCUAUAGUAUAGACGACCUCCUUCCAUUUUCAUAUUUCCCGUUAGUGUUCAUGGAGGUGACCUCGGCUCUCGUAUCUUCCCUAAUGACAAAGUCAACGCUUGAUAGUUAAUGUGUUAUAAUAAUGUAGGAUAAUGUGGGGUCGGAUGUUUUCAUAAAAUAUCAGUUAUGUGCUAUUAGAAAGAAAAUUUCUUGCAUCGAAAUUGAAUUUUGUAAUUUUAAACAAUUCUGUUUUUCCAGAACGCAUAUCUAUUUUCGGUGUAGGCUGACAGAUCGAUUACAACUAACGUGUGAUACAUUAACUUUGUUUUCGAUUUCUCGUCAGUCGACACUAACUUACCCCCUUAUUCAUAGACAUUAUUUAUCUAAGGAAGGAGUAUAGCUGUGAUAACAAGUCUGUUUCUCAGUGCUGACGGCAUGGCAGCCUCCGCAGUGCGUAGAUAUAGGGCCGUUGUGAUUGACUAAUGUUUUUGUAUCUCAAUAUUAGCCACUCACAACGGCCCUAUGUCUACGCACUGCGAAGGCUUAUACUAUUGUACUUGGUUUUUGUUGUCACAUAGCUGUUCAGGAGAAAAAUGUCUAUUUCAUAUAGUACUGAUAUUUUAUUAAAAUAAUCGAUACUAUUAAUAAGUAAAUAUGUCUAUAAAUAACUGCAGUGUUCUACAACCACGUCUAGUGUUAAGAUUGUAGAUGGCUUAAUUUUUUAAUUUUUAGUUUUACCAAAGAAAUAUCGCUUUUUAUGACACGUAAAAUCCCCGUUCAAUCAGUAAACAGUGAUAAAAGAAGUACAAUUUGCCAUAGUUUUUGUUUUAUAAUCCUAUUUUUUAGUAGGUUUUUGAUUUGUGCAGAUAAUUUUGACCUUUUCCACGCGGACGUUAAAACACGUCUGACGUAUACUGACGUUUGUUGAUGUGUUAUGACGUCAUACUAGCGUUGAAGUCUCGAUAAUAGGUUAUUUUACUCAUAUAUUUUUAUUAAACUACGAUAAAAAUCAGGUAAAAAAGCAACAUGAUAACCCUUUGGAAUCCGAUGAAAAGGCUAAAUGGCAAAAAAUGAUGAAAAGAUGCAAUAGUAUCUUGUGACGUCAUCAGGAAUUGCAAUGUGCGCAAACAAAUAGCGCGCUAUGAACACUUGCACAUAUUUAGAAAUAUGGAUUACCACUCCAUUUUUAAACCAAUUUUAUUGUUGGUUUCACAAAAGUCUUGUGUUUCGUUUUAUUUGUUGUUAAUAACAUAAUUAUCAAAAUCGAAUGUAGUAAAAUACCCUGAUUAUCAGUUUAUAAAAUGACGUCUCUAUACGUCCUCGUGGGAAAUUGAAUGGAAAAUGUUUUUAAAAUGAAUAAUGUAAAUAGCGUUUAGUUGCUAAAUAAAUAUUUAUUUGUGGAUUUUUUAUUUUUAAACGUCUUGCCUACGUUACGUUUAGUUUUUAUACAUAAAGGUAAGUACACAUAAGGUACAGUCAGCGGUAAAUAUUAAGUUUUGUGCGGUAUUUGGCAUAUUUGCAAUUAUAAAAAUUGUAUAUCGACUUGGAAGUAAUUUUGAUCAUCCUAAUUACGAAGAAGUUCAACAAAAUAUUUCUUAUGUCAUUGUUUUUAACCAUAAUGUUAUUUCCGUAUUAUUUAUAACUAAUGUAUUAAAUUAUUUAUAAAAAAGCAUAUCGUUCAGGAUACAUAAUACUACUUUCUUUUUUUUAAUUAUUUAACAAAAGAGGUUAAAUACAAGCAAAAGACUUAAACAUUGUCAUUUUUGUAAAUAAAGCAUUUUAACGAGUUAGCAACACAACAAUAUAAUUAAAAUGUAUAGACGAUUUUAAACUAACUCUAACUGUAAUUUUCUUAUUGAGUCUAACCAGGUUAAUGAGAAAAAAAGUUUGGGAAUUAUAUAAAAUGGUCCAAAUUUGGACUUACCAGGUUAAUGUGAAAAAAAGUUUGGGAACUAUAUAAAACGGUUCAAUUUGAUAAAUCACAUUGCCUUAAUUAUACCUUACUCGAUCAAAAUAAACGCUGGCUGUACUCAAAAUGAAGUAGUUUUACAAAUUUCAUUAUCUUCUAAGAUUAUGCGCGGCAGGUGCUAAAUUUGGUAGAGGGGCGACAAUUCGCUAACUAAAUGUGCAAUUUUAAAUAUAUUACAAUUGUUACGACUGAUUUAACUAAUAUCCAAUGUAUUCAUGAAAUUGGGUGUCUUACUGUUGAGUAUUUAAGGUUUAAAUUUCAGUAUUCGUACCAAGGCUAUUUUUUAAUGUUUAAUUUCAAGAUUAUAGUCUUACCCCCUUAUUCAUAGACGUUUUUUAUCUAACGACCGAGUAAGGCUGUGAUAACAAGUCUGUUUCUUAGUGCUGACGUGACGUGUGCAUGGCAGUCUUCGCAGUGCGUAGACGUAGGACCGUUGUGAUCGGCUAAUAUUGAAAUACAACAAUAAUAACCAAUCACAACGGCCAUAUGUCUAUUUCUCAGUGCCGUUAGGCACUGAGAAAUCACAGCUUUACUCCGUCCUUAGAUAAAAAACGUUUAUGAAUAAGGGGGUAAGACGUUGGCACUGAUAACCGAUGGGAAAUAAUUUGAAUGUUGUGUUCCAUAUUAAAGGACGGUCAGCAUAAAAAUCAAGGUUUGUAACUUAGUUGGCGUUCUGCGUAUAGCUUGUAUAUACGUUUAAAUAGGCCGGAAUAAUUGUGUUGACUGCCGAGGGUUAUUUUUUUAUAGGGGCCCGACUAAGUGACCCAACUGCACCUGAUGGUAAGUGAAGUCUAAUGUCGACUGACGAGAGAUGAUUAUCCCUCGUAAGUUGUAUGUUGACAUUCUGUCUGGACCCCACUCUUACCAUCAGGUGAAUGAGGUCACUGUUGUGCCAGUAUAAAAAAUAAUUUCAAUAAGAGUAACGAAGUGCGGGACACUGAAGAUAUUUCGUUAUUCAGUUAAUAAUACUAUGACUGCUCAAUUAAGUUUUUUUAGUCUUUUCUAUUAUUGAUAUUAGUCUCUUAAAUUCUAGAAGGUUAUCAGUGCCUGCGUAACUGGAUAUAGUCAUUGUGAUCUAAACAAAGCCUAAAAUCGCUUGAAUUGUUUUUAAUUUUUUUUUUACAGUUUGAAUUGAUUUCUUAUUUUAAAUUGAAUAAACAUGUAACUCUCUUUAUUAGCAAUAUUUAAUUGGAAAAAUAAUAUUACAGAUAAAAUUAAUUAUGACAGUAACAAAAGUUAUGUGGAAAAUCGAUGUAUAGUCAGAUACAAAAGUAGCUGAAUCAAAUCAAAAUUUCAAAUCGCCUUUAAACUUUUGUGUUCGUAUCAACAAUCAUGUUUUCCUCACUGAAAUAAACUUCAAAAGGUUUACUUUGUAUGAUAUUUACAGAAAACGGAAUAUUUCGACUAAAGUUAAAGUGAAGGAGUGUUUUAAAGUUUUUAAUUUGUUCAGCUUUUCUGAAUGACUGUAUAUGGCUUGAGUCUUUAUUUAAGGCGUGCAAAGGCAAAAAGCUUAAUGUAUUUAAUUGCCAGUACAUUUCGUAGUUUAUUCACAAGACACUAAGUAUGUUUAGUGGGGGUCAUACACAACUUACUACGGCUUAUCUUUCAUAUUGUACUUCAGCUCUUAAUGACAUCAAUUUGGUCCCUAAUAAGACUAAUAAAUAUAAUAUAGUAUACCAUACGGUAACAUAGUGCCAGAAAAAAUUAUAAUAAAAAAAAUAUACAAUGCAGCCAGUGUAACUACUGGACAUAAUAAGACUUAACAUCUCAUGUCUCAGGAUGGCGAGCGCAGUGGAAUACCAAACAGUACUUGGUAAUUCAAGGUGUUGGAUGGUAUUUCUACUGUUUAUGGGCGGUCGUAUCGCUUACCAUCAGGCGAACGACAAGCUCGUCUUGCCAUUCAAAGCAAUAAAAGAAAGGAAAUAUAAUCAAUACAUUAACUGGUCAUGUCUAGUCGAAAGUAAAAUUCACUGCCUAUUUCGGGGUAAAGUUAUUCAAGUAUAAAAGGUAAUUUGUGUGUGAUCUCUAAUAUUUCGAACCAAUAAAUAUUGAACAAAACGUACACAAAAAAAAGGGUGUAAAUGGUAUUGAAGACUAAUUUAAAUGGUGGUUUGUCAUUUUAUAUUCCAAAUUUAUUGGUUCGGAUUGAAAGGGGCGUUUGAACGAGCGAUAUUGUAAUGUGUAACUGAUAUUGGAAUGUCUUUGCGUAAUGAUAUGAUAUGAUCUUAUGUUUUAGAAUGUAAUACACUGAAAUAAAACUAUUUAAGGAUUUUAUCACGGUUUUUUAUAUUAUAAUUUUCUCCGCACCUUUCGAAGACUUUACAACCUUCAUGGUCAUGGACGGACUCAGCCCCACUCAUACACUGAACUAAAAAAACGCCAUAAAAUCCGAAAAAUAGUUUUAUUUCAAUGUCUAUUGUUCAGUUAUGGCCAGUAUAAUUGUCAACGUUAUUUAACAAUUUCUCUUUUGUACCAUCUCUAUUACUUUAAUGUCGAUUCCAAGGUUUGACAGAACUCAUUAUCCUGGCAGUUUUAUCUAUGCGCGGAAGUUUUAAAAAUAUUCAGAGAAGGAAAAAAAAUUGUAAACAAAGAAAGUUUUCUUUGCAAAUGUUUAGACUUGUCAAUAGAGUUAAUUGAAAUAUAGGUAGAUAUUUACAUUUAAUUUUGUUCUUCGGCAAGUUAUAGCAUCAAUGAUUCGCCUGCCUAACAAUCUUUGCUAUUAAUAGAAUGGUAUCACCUAAACCAAUACGGCCACACAUUGCAGUAAUUGCUCGUAAAAGUUGUUAUUCCAUAGCUAAUUGCAGACAAUAGCAUUUUAAUAAUCUAUACAAAUUAUAACGAGCUCGUCACUAUGAGGGCAAUAUAAGUCAGGAUAAACAUCAGUUUAUAGUUUAGCGUCACGGUUUGCACUUUGCGAAACCUGUCCGCAAUUUGCGACUGCAGUCCGCAUUUUGCGACUGCAGUGUGGAUUUUGCGAUUGCAGUUUUGAUUUUAAGGCUUUGUUCUGCGUUCGGCCACGAGAUGGCAAUUUUUGUAAUCCCUGAAGUAGUCAAAUGAAAUGAGGGUAGUGAAGCAUGUUGUUUGAAGCCGCCAUAAUGUGUGUACUUGUGUAUCCGCGCUGUUUAAUGUAUAAAUAUCGAUAAUAAAGCGACAUUGUAC
Manduca sexta (tobacco hornworm) is the source of this 11297-nucleotide messenger RNA. RefSeq names its product EH domain-binding protein 1 (gene Ehbp1). Bases 236 to 3301 code for a protein of 1021 amino acids. The transcript has 24 exons. NCBI's taxonomy places the organism in Eukaryota, Metazoa, Arthropoda, Insecta, Lepidoptera, Sphingidae. The record is from RefSeq and is a predicted model, not a curated record. Gene Ontology annotation, molecular function: protein binding.